Folsomia candida is the source of this 1521-nucleotide messenger RNA. RefSeq lists its product as uncharacterized. Lineage: Eukaryota; Metazoa; Arthropoda; Collembola; Entomobryomorpha; Isotomidae. The transcript is spliced from 2 exons. The coding region runs from base 1 to 1521 and encodes 506 amino acids. Gene Ontology annotation, molecular function: nucleic acid binding; zinc ion binding. The record is from RefSeq and is a predicted model, not a curated record.
AUGGACAAAGGAAUUGGAACCCCGACAUUGCGCCGUGGAGACAGGCCUCGACAGCCGCCUGUGAGUUUCGACCCGAGUUCAAGCAAGGAAGUGAAGACGACACAGGAAGACCUGGAAUCGGAGGACAACGUUGAAGAACAGCCAUCCACCAGCCCUGUGAAAGAAGGAGCGUCGUUUUUAUCAAGAGUGUGGCCUUUUGGGAAGAAAAGUGAAGCUGCGGCUCCAUCCACACGAUCAAGUUAUGAGAGGAAACGACUCCAAGCCAAAGCAGAGAAUCAAAAGAAAAAAGCCUUGCUAAUUGCAGAGAUGAAUGACCUGCAAGAGAAAAUGGAAAUUGAACAGUGUGAGGUCGACUCCAUGGAAGAAAUGCUCAAGAAGAAGAUGGAGUUGCUCGACGCGAGUCAUCCACUCCACAUCCCUGAGAAUGUUUUGAAGAUGCAUCAAGAAAUUGCAGAUUUAAGUCAAGAGCUUAGUGAGAAGAAAACUAAGACGAAGAUUUCAGCCAUUCGUUCCAAGAGGAAAAUUGAGAGGAACAAAGGAGAAAUCGUCUGCCUUGACAUGGACAUGGCAGUAGAUUUGGCUGAAAUCGACGAGCAAGAGGAUCAGCAUUUGGGGUCUGACGACGAUGAUGCUGGUGCAGAAGGGACGACAAAUGAAUUUGAAAAUGUGAAGAGAGAUGUCAGCCCUGUAAAUGAGGAUGGAGUUGGACUUGGACGAGAUCUGCCCAUCUUUAGUGGACGACCAGAGGAGUGGCCCUCCUUCAUCGCCACUUUUAAGAGGACCACCGCGUCGUGUGGAUUCACGGAUGCGGAGAAUGUCGAGAGGAUUAGGAAAUGUCUUCGAGGCGACGCCGCCAAGAGUGUGGAGUGUUUACUCGUUUCGCCGAACUCACUCCCAAAAGUGCUCAAGAUUUUAGAAGAGAAGUACGGGCAAGCGGACGUUAUCCUUGAGACAAUGGUAAAUAAGAUGAGAACUGUCGGCGCUGUAAAAGAAGAUAAGCCGCAGACCAUGAUAGAGUUUGGCACCGCCGUCGUGAAUUUGGUGGCGACCAUCAAGAAUUUAGGAGAACUGGAUCAUCUCAAGAAUCCAGUAUUAUUACAAGAAUUAGUGAGAAAGCUUCCCCCUACAACAAGGAAUGUCUGGGAGAAGAUUGUGAUUUCCUCGCCUCAGAAACCAACUUUAGAGGAGUUUGCUGAUUGGGUGGAAAUCGAAGUGAAAGUUGCGUGCCGAGUGUGUCCUCCGAAGCCACCCGACACCAAGAAAGCAGAAGACAAGAACAAGAAUAAGUCCAAAGCUGCAAAAGACAAGCAUGAAGAAGAUGAGAAGAUAGCAACUGCAGCUGGACUUUUUAGUGGACAGGCAAAGAAGUCAUGUGUUUUCUGUUCCAAGUCAAACCAUGAAAGUAAGGACUGUUUCAAGACCGAGAAGAUGUCUUGGGAAGAAAAGAGUCAUCAUUUAAGAAAGGCAGGUGCGUGUUUUAAGUGCUUCCGACCUGGACAUAGGAAGGAUAGCUGCAAGUGA